Messenger RNA from Synchiropus splendidus (mandarinfish), 6096 nucleotides. RefSeq names its product cyclic nucleotide-gated cation channel beta-3-like. Lineage: Eukaryota; Metazoa; Chordata; Actinopteri; Syngnathiformes; Callionymidae. Bases 281 to 4198 code for a protein of 1305 amino acids. The transcript is spliced from 37 exons. Gene Ontology annotation, cellular component: intracellular cyclic nucleotide activated cation channel complex; photoreceptor outer segment; plasma membrane. Gene Ontology annotation, molecular function: protein-containing complex binding; cGMP binding; intracellularly cGMP-activated cation channel activity. The record is from RefSeq and is a predicted model, not a curated record. Gene Ontology annotation, biological process: monoatomic cation transmembrane transport; retina homeostasis.
AAGUCCACCUGCGUCACAGGUCAAUCUUCAAUCCAUCUGGCCAGUCAGAAAAUUGCAAGGAACAAAUGAACCACAGCUAAAAUAGAUGAAACAGACGUUCACUCUCUGAGACGACAACCUGCUGAUGCAUUUAUUAAUCGGCCAUUGCUUACUGUUAAGGAGUGUGUCUUGACCUUCAAGGAGUGUUUGUUAAUCCUGUUAGUCCCUGUUGGUAGCUGUGGAAAUCCCAGCAGAGCGGCGCUGCACCUGCGGCAUGCACAGCCACCUGUAGGGUCACAGGAUGUUCAACUGGGUGGUGAAAGUGGUACCCAAACCCCCUGAGGCCCCAGAGUCAGAGGAGGCUGCUGGACAGACAAAGGGUAAAAAUGCCAAGAGUCAUUCUCUGAAAAGCGGAGGGGAAGAGUCACUGGACAGCCAGUCUGGGGUUCUGGGCUGGUUAUCCAACGGGUUUGUCAGUGCAUUGCCUCAGCCUGCUGGUUCCCCUCAUGUCAACAGAGGCUCAACAGAAGAGGAGGAGAGAACCGGGGUGGUUGGAUGGGUUGCUCAGGGACUGAACAAUUUUAUACCCCAACCUGAUGAGAAGUACAGAGAGAAGAAGAAGGACAACGAGGAGCACACGGAGAUAUAUGACAUCGAGACAAUGCCUGACUAUGACCCCCUGCCACACAUCCCAGUGGUGGAGAUGUUGUCUGAGGACGAGGAUGAGAAUCCAGCUCCACCUCCUCAGUUCCCGCCAAAUGUGAAGACGUGGAUAAGAAAUAUGAUCCCGCAACCGGUCCUGCUGCCUUCAGACGGCGAAUUCAUUCGACCAGCGCGGUCCGCACGCUCCUCACUAGAUAAAAUUUUGUCUCCACCACCAGAGUCUCUCAGUGGAAUCUCAAUAGACACUGAUGGAAACACUCCAGGCACGGUUGGCUGGUUUGUGACAGGACUCGGACUGAAGUUGCCUCAACCGCCUCCAAAAAACAAUCCGGAGAGUACAACUGAAGUGCUACAGAAAGUUUCCACCCGACUCCAACCUGACAUGGUGCUAGAGGACGUGGAGUCAGACAAUGAAGCUCCAAGUAAAGCUGCAGGAGUGUCGUCUUCACACAAGCCACCGGUGACCACAGCACCCCGACAGCUAGAGUCCAAUUCACGCCCUGCUCAGCAGAAGAGUUGUGAUAGAGUGAAGAAUCAGAGCGUGGAGAGUGUAACCAAAACAUCUGUGGAGGAUGCUGAGACUCAGACCGGCCGCUGGACACCGUUUAUCAACAGCAUCAAGCAGGAGGCGGAGAGUGUUGCCUUGGCCUCGAUGGAGGAACGUCUGGUCCAGGAGCGACUGGAAAUGACCCGUGUGGCCGAGGAGGUGGCCAGGCACACUGCUGAGAUGGCGGUCAGGCAGAUAGUGAGCGAAGCCCAGUCCAUCAAGCUUUCACUGGGGAGUCAGGAGCUGCUGGAGGAGCCUGAUGCUGAGCUGCCAAUGCCACCAGAAGAAAGUGAAAUGGAGGCUUGCAUUACCACAGAACAGGCAGAGAGUCCUGCAGUGGAAGAACAGAUACAAGAAACAGAGCUAUUGGCAACCAGCAACUCUCCAGAGCCUGCAGAGGAGCCUGCGCAGCUGCAUGAAAAGCCUCCCUCGCCUGCCCCUAGUUCUGAACCAGUGAAGACCAGAGAGCUUGAAUCACAUCAGGCGCCAGAGACCAAGAACCAUGAAGAUCAUAAUUCAGAAGCUGGUCCUGUAACUCAACAGCCUCAGAAGGCAGACGAAGACACCGCAAGCAACAAAACAAACAACACAGCUGAAAAAGAAGAAGAAGCUGACGGAGAAUGUGGGGUUACAGAAAGCUCCAGCAUCAGCCGCCGUCCUGCUGUCAAUGUGGAGGAUGUUGACUCAGAUUUGGGCAGACCAGGAAGGGGUGGUGAGGAGGAAGUGCUCACCCCUCAGGAACCCAGACUCACAACCCUCACCGUCCCCGUGACUCCGACAGGAGGCCGACAAAGUAAAGGAGACAAAGUUGCUGAACUGAAUCGUAGGAAAGUCUGGAGAAGGAUCAGACGGCUCCAUUCUCAAAGUGAAGAUGAUGAUGAUGAGACAAGCCUUCCCGUUCGUGCCUGGCCCAGUCAGUCCAGCCUUCACAGCAAUGAUGAGGUCAUUAAGGACCGUCCUUCGUCCUCCGCCAGUCAGACCAGUGCAGUGGUCAAUGAGCGUCUGCAGGAGUUGGUCCGAAUGUUCAAGGAGCGGACAGAAAAGGCUAAAGAGAAGCUCAUAGACCCUGACAGCUCAGAUGAAGACAGCAUCGUUCCUUCUCCCCCUCAGGCAUCCACUUUUCAGGAGACUGCUGAUGGUCAGCCGCUGGACGAGGAGGCUCAAGCAGGUCCUUCCACUGCAGAUAAAGUUUCAGGAAGCGGUGACCAAGUGAGUGAGGAGGACCGUUUAGAACGGUGCUGUAAAGUGAAGCCCCCUCGAUGGAUUAGAGCCUGUGUGAGCUACCGCUUCCCUGCCAGCAUCGACCCUUUCACCAAUUUGAUGUACGUGCUGUGGAUGUUUUUGGUCACUCUAGCGUGGAACUGGAAUGCCUGGUUCAUCCCAGUGCGAUGGGCCUUCCCAUAUCAGACCCCUGACAAUAUCUAUUACUGGUUGCUGACUGACUACCUUUGUGACCUUAUUUACAUACUGGACAUUGCAGUCUUCCAGCCUCGUCUGCAGUUUAUCCGUGGAGGAGACGUAGUGUCUGACAAGGCAGAAAUGAGAAAUAACUAUAUGAAAACCAAGAGGUUCAAGUUUGAUCUGGCCAGCCUGGUUCCUCUGGAGUUAUUCUACUUCAAAACAGGAAUCAACCCUCUUCUCCGUCUGCCCAGAUUACUGAAGAUCAACUCCUUCUUUGAGUUUAAUGAACGCUUAGAAGCAAUCCUGACCAAAGCCUACGUCUACAGAGUGAUCCGCACAACUACCUAUCUACUUUACUGUCUCCACUGUAACGCCUGUCUCUACUACUGGGGUUCUGCCUUUAAAGGGCUGGGGUCCACCAAGUGGGUCUACAAUGGCAAGGGUAACAGUUACAUUCGUUGUUACUACUUUGCGGUGAAGACCUUGAUCACCAUUGGAGGACUUCCUGACCCCACCACUCUAUUUGAGAUUGUUUUUCAACUCAUCAACUACUUUGUUGGAGUUUUCGCCUUUUCCAUCAUGAUUGGACAGAUGCGUGAUGUGGUGGGUGCAGCGACCGCUGGUCAGACCUACUAUCGGACCUGCAUGGACAACACCAUUAAGUACAUGUCUUCUUAUCGCAUUCCCAAAGAUGUGCAGAACCGAGUGAAGACCUGGUAUAACUACACCUGGCAAUCACAGGGCAUGCUGGAUGAGCAGGAGCUGCUCGCUCAGUUGCCAGAUAAGAUGCGACUGGAUAUUGCAAUCGACGUGAACUACUCCAUCGUCAGCAAAGUUCCACUAUUCCAGGGGUGCGACAGACAGAUGAUAUUCGACAUGUUAAAAAGCCUUCGCUCUGUCGUGUAUCUGCCUGGGGAUUACGUGUGUAAAAAGGGCGAGGUGGGUCGAGAGAUGUACAUCAUAAAAGCAGGGGAGGUUCAAGUGGUCGGAGGACCAGAUGGGAAGACGGUGUUUGUCACCCUCAGAGCAGGAUCAGUGUUCGGAGAAAUCAGUUUGCUUUCAGUCAGCGGAGGCAACAGGCGCACGGCGAACGUAAUCGCACACGGCUUCGCAAAUCUUUUCAUCCUGGACAAGAAAGACCUGAAUGAAAUUCUGGUCCACUAUCCCGAGUCCAAGAAACUGCUGCGCAAAAAAGCCAGGAAGAUGUUGGCCAAGGGGAAAAAACCUGAGGAGCCCAAGGUCCCUCCUCAUGUUCACGUGGCCCCUGUCAGACAGGAGACUCCGAAACUUCUAAGAGCAGCCCUGGAGGUCUCAGAGAGGUCGUCUACACUCAAAGGAGCCAUGGCUCAGAUCAAAGAGAAGACAACAAAGUCCAGUAUCUCACUGCAGCCAUCUGUCUCUUCCACCUUACCUCCCCCAUCCCCAGUUUCUAUGGUGGGCAUUGACAGAGAAGAGGAAACGCCUUCACCCCUCACUGCGAGCUUGGCGACACUCCGCUCUGUGUCUCGCUGUCUCGACAAAAACUCCCCAUGGAACAGCGAUGAAACACGUGACAUUGAUCCAAGAAAAGAUGACAAACAUGACUUAUUAGACAAGUCAACAGAAUGAAUCCCUCCAGCUACGGGUUUGGCGACUGAUACUUAUUGAGUUGGCUAAUCGACAGGAAUUCAUUUAAAAUAGCUUUUCGUCACAGGGACCAAUCCUGAAGUCAUUUUAACAGAGGUAGAUUAGUGGAGACUCUGGUUUAUUAGUUCUAACUGGGUUAUAAAUAUGACAAAGUAAAAGCAGAAUUGGGGCGUUCACCUCAAUGGUUAAGAAACAUGUUGGAUAAAAUUCAAAUUUACACUCAAGAAGAGCUGUUUUUUCCUGGGGGAAAGAAAUCAUUAAUAUGUAUAUAAUGUGGCCUUUUGACGUUUAUGUUGGCUUUCUCUACUGCUUACAAUUUAGAUUUAUUUUAACAAGUAGAAUCCCUGCCAGAUGAGAUCCAGUCUGUCAUCUUCUGUUCGGCUGAUGGUCGAUUCAUUCCAUUAUUUACAUCCGUUUGCUCAACUGUCUCAAAAGCGGAACAUUGAAAUGAAUAGUCAAUAAAGACGACAGAACAAACACGAAGAUUUGAAUACAAUAUCACCGGGUUGCUUUGAUGAAGGUAGAGUGGAAGACGACAGAGGAGAAUAUGGAACACCUUAAAAAGAAUUUAAAAGGUCCUCCAUAACUGUGCGUGUUCCCUGCAGCCUCUAUGGAACGUGUGAUGCCCAUACACAGAAUCUCAGCCCUUAAUCAUACGGCCAGUUUGUCAGACAUUCUUUUUCUCUACAAAGAUUUUAUGUCGUUGAUAAAAUAACUGUUGUGGGUGUUUUGUGGAUGAGUUUAUGAAGGUGACAGUGCUAACUGUAUCUUUAACUGAGAACAUUGGAUGGUUACUAGUUUUCUUCCUUGUGUCAGGAGCAUCUUGACUUGUGUCUUCUUUAGAAUUUAAGCUCAUAUGACCUUUAUUUUUCUAUUCAGAUGCCACAACCGACUCCUGCUUUAAUCUCUCUCUCACAAUGGACCGAACCCAACGUUGUGUCGUCUGUUUUUGCUGUUGUUGCAUAUAAAAGAUGUUUACCAGUUUUUGUCGAUGUUGAAGUGCACUUUUCCUUUUCAGGUUUAACUAUUUUUAGUUUCAACUGGUAGUUCUAAACUCUUGAAGCGUUGCAGAUGACAUAAAGUUGUGUUUUACUAUAACAAUAUGUGAAUUCUUUCUUAUAUUGCAGUAGGUACGAACAUCAGUUGUGAAUAACAGAUCAAUCUAUAUCAACAUCAGAUCCUUGUUUUUAAAUGAUGUUUUCUGUAUAUCUGAUUUAUAUGUCAUUUCAAAUAUUACCAUUGUUUCAUUUUUACAUUUAGGGCUUACACUCUGUAAUAUAACGCAUUUUUUUUCCUCUAAUGUCAUUGUACAUAAGAUGUUUACUGUUUUAUUUGUGCAGAAUUGUAUCCAUAAUCUUCUGUUUAGAUGUGUGGAUUUUCUUGUAAAUAUUUUUUGGAGGUGACACGACCACAAAUGAAUGCCAGCUAACUAAACUGCCAGACAAUCUGUAGGUGUGUGUGCGUGUGUGCGUGAGAGAGAGAAUUCUCGGAAAAACGCCUCCUUGUGAGGACAUUUGACAGAGUCAGGAUGGUUUUGCUGGUCCUAACAAGUUGAACCCUGAAUUUGAGGAUGAGGACUACAAAAUAACCGAGUCAUUAGAAUCCUAAGGAGCGCUGGUUAAGGUUAGCCAUUUGUUUUGGAUGGUUAAGUUUAGGGUGAGAGUUUGGGGAAAGCAUUAAGUCAAUGAGAAACCUCCAAAAGUCCUGACAAGGAUGUAAAUACAAACUUUUGUGUGUGUGUGUGCGCGCAUCAGUUAAUGCUUGUGCGCAUGUGUGUCUCUCUGUUUUAAUGUGUGUAAACUGAUGUAUAUAAAACAUCUUGGAAAUAAACUAUGUAAUUUAUGUCCCUAGUUGAUGUUAAAAUAAAUGCAUAUUUCAUU